UUAUGAAAAAGACCUCAUUUCUGAAGGAGCUUGAAAACGAUCUGCGCAAAGCGAGGUCUAAAAAUGAUACGCUUAAAGAAGUUAGCAUUUUAUUCGAAAUUGGGGAAAAUCAGUUCAACGACGGACGAUUAGACGACAGUCUUAACCGAUUUGAACAAGUUAUAAACUUAUGUACUGGUAAAAGAAGCUCAACAUUAGAAGAUUAUCAUUUGGAUGGCUUAAGACGAUCAAUCGAUUGCCUAAUAGAGCUUGAGUCUCUAGACGAGGCAUUAUCACGAGCAGAUACUUAUGUCAAGUUGGCCCGGGAACUUAAAAAUGAACCCCACGUUCAACAAGCAUUGCUUAAUAAAGCAAGAGUUUCGAUGUAUUUAGCAGAAAAGCCAGAAAUUACGGAAGAUGAACGGAAAACGAUGCAAAGCGUAGCGGAGAGAAUGUUUCUAGGAAGUGAAAACAGUUUAGGUGAGAUGAAAAAGUUGAAGUUAUCAGCGAGUGAUUUAGAAAUUCCAAGAAAAAAGGCAUCAUUGUACCAAAAUAUGGCCCAAUUUUUCAACAAUAUUGGCGAACGUGAAAAAGCUAUUGAAUACAUGAAACGAGGUAUUGACGUAGCUUCAAAAAGUAAAGAUCUAAACGAUAUUUUAAUACUGCUUUACACUGAAGGCCAAGCCAUUUAUGAAAAAGACAGAUCUUUCAUUACUUGUAUUCAGUAUGCUCAAAGGUGUUUAAACCUGAUUGAUAAAAUGAAAGAAAAAGACGAAGAAAAAUUCAAUUUAUUGUUUACAAUUGCGAGAUAUCAUUGUUGUGAUAACGAUUUAGAAAAGGCAUAUAAAUAUUUGAAAAGGGCUCUUAAGCCCAAAAAAGCGGAAAGGUUUGAUAAUUUCUUUCAAGUUCAAGCGCUGGCCAAGAAAAUUAAACUAAGUAGAAAUAUUGAAGCUCAGCUUGAAAAUGCAGAAUUAACAGAUUUGACGGAAAUUAACGAAAAGUUGGGCGAUAUUUACGCUGAAUUGAAAGCGUUCACACUAUCGAACGAUAAGUACAAAGAAUCGCUGGACAUUUUGAAAAACGAAUCUUUCUUUUCUGAUAAAAUCUAUGAUUUAUCUCUUUCGAUUUGCCUUAAUUUAUGCGACUGUAAUUUGUAUAACGAUGCAUGUGACCAAUAUUUAAACAUAGCUGCUUGUCUUGAAACUCGUUUUGCUGACGUAGACGAUAAAGACGAAAAGUUAUGUCGGAUUUAUAGACACUUAAGUAGAUGUUACAGAAACCUUAGUGAUGAUGCCAAUUCAAGUUUUUAUUGCGAAAAAGCAAAACGCACUGCUGAAACUUCAGGAAACGCUGAUUGUAUUUGUAAAUGCGCCGAUUUGAGAUCACAAAUAAAAACAAAUUCAGUAAAUGCGGAAGUUUCUGUUGAUUCAGACGCUCCGGCUGACGAAGAAUUUGCAGAAGAAAGCGCCGAAGUCUGGAAUACAGAGUUAAGUUCGGAUUCUGAACCAGAAGACUCGGCUCAACUGGCGAGAAAUCUGAUGAAUCGUUACAAGAGAAAUGGAAAAGGUGAAACAAAGCUCCAAGAAGCUGUUAUAAAACGCAACUACGCUUUGGUCAAAGAUCUGAUUGCUAAGAAAUACAGUGUUAAUGUCGAAGAUCAUUUCGGGUGGACGCCCUUACACGAAGCUGUGAACUUCGGACAUGUUGAAAUUUGCGAACUGCUCUUAGAUGCAGGAGCUUACAUUGAAAAACCGAUGAAAAGAAAUGGCUUCACGGCGUUAAUGGAUGCAAUUCAAAAUGAAAAUUUUCAAUGUGCGAAGUUACUUCUUGAGCGAGGAGCUUACCCGUAUAGUGUAGGUAAAAUAGGAAUUUGUGCGGCUGAUUUUUUCGAAUGGGUUGUAAGCAAAAGAUAUAGUGAAAACAACACAACGAAAGAAUUACGAGAACUUUUUGAGGAAAUCCGAACUUUGAUUAAAAACAAAGAAAGACCGAAGUUUGUGAAGAAAGUUGUCAAUUUCAAUGAAAAGGUUCUGGAUAGUUUUCUGGUAUCGGGUGGGAACGAACAGUGUCCAGAGGUUAUUUUGGAAAAAGAUGAAGAAAAUUCGGACCAGGAACAGCCAGAAUCAGAGCCUAUCGAGGUCUACAAACCGGCGCCAGUAGAAGAAGUAAAGUUGGACGAGCCUGGUUUCGCAAUGAAAAUGUACGAAGAUGCUUUGAAACAACAAAGCAAUAGAAAAGCAUUGUACAGACCUAAAACAGCAAAUGAUUAUGUGAAGUCAGAUAAGAUAAAACAAAAACGAGCGGAACGGAAUAAAGAAAAUUUUACGAAGAAUCCGCCGAGAGAGCAAAGCCUUGAAGUUAAUGAGGAUGAUGACCGAUCUUGGGCUGAAGAAGUACGUGAAAAAUUUUCAAAAACUUCAAAGAAUUGUGAAAAUGAUUCAGAUUCAGGUAUUCAAAGCAUAUCAACGAGUAAAAGUUCGAAUUAUUCGAACGCGGCGCAUAAAGAAGUCAUGGAUUUUGCUGAAAAAGACUUAGAGAAGUCCGAAUCGCCAAAGGUGAAAGUCGGUUCCAAACGUCCGAAAAAGACGUCACGAGUAUCACGUGUAGUCAUUGACAGUUCUUCGGAUUCAGAGAAAGAAACUACUCCGCCACCCAAAAGGCACUCAAUCGACAAGUCUUUCAGUUUGCAAAAUAGCGGAAAAAAUAAAUCUCAUCAGAUUUCUCUAAGUGACGAUAUUAGAAAUGACCGAACGCCUGUGGUACCUGUUCAACCGACAAUAGAUGAACGAGGCUACUUGAACGAUAGUUUCGUAGUCUCAGACAGUGGUGAUUCUGACAACGAAAUAGGAGGAAAAUGCUCAACGUCGAAAUGCGGAAAACAAAGUGAUUCUGAUACAGAUAGCAAUGACGAAGACGAUGAUGGCGAAGAUGGUCCUCCCUCGCCUGUGAUUGGCGCUAAAGGCAACACUGCUCAACCAAUCAAAAAUCAGGAAACUGAUAAACCAAUUGGAUUGCAGGAGCUCAAAGAGUCUUUAUGCCCUGGACAAGAAUCCCUCGAUAACUCGACGCAACUUGGAUUGGCUCUAAGUCAACAACCUCUCUGCUCUACGAUGAUUGAUAUUUUUGUUCCUGAGGUCAAAAAUCGGCCUUGUAAUGAAAUAGGAAACUCAACGCCUGUAGAUUUAUCGCCAGUGGUGGUCGAUUUAGCUAGGAUAACAAUUUAUUUUAUUACAAGUAAGGCUUCAGUGGGAUUCACGACUAAGGUUUCAGUGUCUAACGAAGACGAGAAAGUGUCUGAUUUGAUAGAAAAAGCGACAGAGAAGUUUAAACUGAAGUUUGGAACUAAACCAUGUCUGCAAGUCAAAUAUCAAGGGAAAGCGCUCCAAGAGGAUAGCAGACUAUCUGAAAACAUCUUGUCGGCCCUAAACAACAGAAAGAAGGAAGUCUUUGCAAUAUUAACAGGGUGGAACCAACCCCAUCUGAAAGAACAAUUCAAUAAAAUCUGUCGAAAAUCAAAUAUCAAACCAUGUGACUACGCUUUAGAAGUUAUCGGCCAAUAUUCGCCUGAAUCUGGAAACCUCUUAGGUGCAAUUAAGUAUUCAAAUACUGAAAUGACGAGUAAAAUUCUUCAAUCGGCUAUGUAUCAGUCUGUUAAGCAUCUUGCACUUACUGAAAUCACAAUGACUAGUGACCAUUUUGACCAAAUUGGGAGAAUUAUAGCAACGUGUCCAUGUUUAACGCAAAUAACCUUGACUAAAAACAGAAUGGACAUUGAAUACUUUGACAGAGUUGUCGCAGAAUGUCAUCGAAUGUCGCAAUCGAACGUUUUUCUGUCGUCAAGCUUACAAUUUAUGAACUUGAAGGACAACUUUCUAACUGGUUUUAUUUUAUGCAGUUUGAAUAAGUUGUUUCAGUUUUGCUCGAAACUAAAAGUAGUUGAUUUGAGAAACUGCCGACUAGAUGAUGAUUUAAUGCGUAAAAUUGACCCGAAUGAUAAAUCGUUUUUCGAUUCAAUUGAGAAAUUGGAUCUCAGGCAAAAUUUGUCUCUAACGAACAAUUGUAAAGCUAGAAUUUUUACUUUGUUCAAAAAGAGCUGUGACAUUAUGUUGUGAUUGUUUUGGGUUUUCUUGUUUUGUGCUAUUUAUUAAAUUAGUAUAGAUUUUGCAGGUUUGUUUUGCAUAAAUUUAAAGUUU
Messenger RNA from Symsagittifera roscoffensis, 4172 nucleotides. RefSeq names its product tonsoku-like protein. The record is from RefSeq and is a predicted model, not a curated record. The coding region runs from base 3 to 4091 and encodes 1362 amino acids. The transcript has 2 exons. Lineage: Eukaryota; Metazoa; Xenacoelomorpha; Acoela; Convolutidae. Gene Ontology annotation, cellular component: nuclear replication fork. Gene Ontology annotation, biological process: replication fork processing; double-strand break repair via homologous recombination. Gene Ontology annotation, molecular function: protein binding.